GAUGUGAGCCACAUCCUUGAAGUUGUAUAUUCAAUGCUUUUUUGCUCGUGAUUGUAAAUUUCAUUGGUGUUAUAACAAUCUGCUAAAGAUAAUGAUUAAGAUAAUAAAAACGAAUUGUCGGUAUCCUUUUCAUUUCAGCUAAAAGUCCGAUACGUAGUUUAUUCUAGCCUAUCCCAGUAAGUUUCUCAGUAUGAGUAACCAACAUUACAUUAUUUUUCACAACAUCCUGUUUUUUUCCCCAACCGAAUCCCUAAUGCUGGCCAAUCAUUUCUUAGGGAAAAUGUGACUGCUAGGAAUUCCCCACGCAUCGGUUUUCGGUAAGAAAAAAAGAAGAAAAUUAACAGUGUAACCUUACGUCAGCCACGCGAACGUAGUGAAACUAGAGUUGGCAUAUUUACUGUACUGAUGAUGUCGAGCAUCAUCUCACAAAUGGGAUUAUUUUUUGGGAUAAUAACAAGAUGCUGAUAAGUGCCUACUGAAGAUAUUAUGCUACUGGACGAUUUUGAUGAAGACAUUGUCAUUUUAAAUGUCUGACAUUAUAAAAUAAGGAUUUAAGGCAGGUGUAGAUGCUCCAGACGCAGCAGGCCCCAGGAAGAGGCUGCCUCCAUCUAGGCUCAGCGCGGCUCUUCUCUCAAACAAGUGUGAAGAGGCCACUGGAGAAUCUCAAGAAGGGAAGCCAUUUUGUUGUGACCCACAGUGACUCUUCAGCAGUGACAUUGACAUUUGAACCUUGGGUGCAGUCUGGUGGAUUUUCUGGACAGUCCCUGGAGGGGUAGGAAAACACCCUACCCAUCUGUGUCCUACCCUCAGAUCUUCAUCACCAUGGCAACAGCAGUGCAGCCCAAUGAGCUAGUGUUUGAGUUUGCCAGCAAUGGAAUGGAUGAGAUCAAUCAGCUGGAUGACCCAUCCGUGUUUCCAGCUGUCAUCGUAGAGCAGGUGCCCGCCGCUGACCUGAUGCAGGUCUACUCGGGCAUGGAAUCGGACGAGGUGGCCAACGGCAUCAUGGUGGACACCACUCUACACGUGGUGGAGGAGGCCAUUAUGGUCGGAGACGUGGGCCUCUCAGAAACGACGGUGUCAGACACAGAGGACAGCAUGGAGACCAACGAGGCUGCGGCAGCCCUUCUCAACAUGGAGUCACCGAACAACAUCCUGGACGAGAAGCGCAUGAUUCACACCUAUGGGACCAUGUUGGAGUCUGACUACACCUACAUCCCUCUUCGGCCGGAGGCCAAUGGCUGCAUGGAUGUAUCGCUGGACGAGGAAACAUCCUCCAUGGACGAGAUCCCUCAGAGGAGCGUGUCCAAACCACAGAGGAAAACCAAAGUGCGCAAGCCGCGGGCGGUGCGUCCAUGCUCCCCCAUCACCACUCCCAGCCUGCCAUUCAAGAAGAAGAGCAAGGAGGGCAAAGGGAACACCAUCUACCUAUGGGAGUUCCUCCUGGCCCUGUUGCAGGACAAGAACACCUGUCCCAAGUACAUCAAGUGGACGCAGAGGGAGAAGGGCAUCUUUAAGCUGGUGGACUCCAAGGCUGUGUCCAAACUGUGGGGCAAGCACAAGAACAAACCCGACAUGAACUAUGAAACCAUGGGCAGGGCACUCAGGUAUUACUACCAGCGCGGUAUCCUGGCUAAGGUGGAGGGCCAGCGGCUGGUCUACCAGUUUAAAGAGAUGCCUCUUGACCUAGUGGUGAUAGAUGAUGAGGACACAUGCCCCGAACUCAGCGCUGGCUACGGGGGUCAGCGCCCCAGCCAUCACGGCCGGGGAAUGGGUGGCCGUGGAGGCCCCAGAGGCGGUCACGGAAAGAACCAUGCUCAUGGGCGCCAUCCUAUAUCGGUAAAACAAGUGAAGAGAGAGCCCAUUGAUAUGGAUGGAGGGCUGUACCAUGAGGUCAACGGGACACAUGCAGAACAGAUGAACCAGACGGUCCACGUGCUGCAGCCCAACCAGGGGGCGGCUGUGCCGGCCUCCUCACACAACUCGAGGAACAUCAACAUGGCUACCUCCGUUCCCAUGGUCCUGACAUCGUCCGGACAGUUGCAGCCCCUCCUGUCCAAUGGUGACUCCUCCAGCCACUCUUCCCCGCCCAGGAUUAUCCUCCACACUGUCCCCUCCACCACCGCGGGGGGAAAAGAUGUCCUCACCAUUCAGACGGCCUCCUUGGCCACCGGAGCAGGCAGCCUCCAGGACCACCACCAUCAACACCAGCAGCCCCAGUUUCUGGUCACCAGUCUGGGCUCCACCACGGGGGUCAUCAACUCCACCACGGCUUCCCUCAAUGGUCUCCCCCGCCUAGUUACCCUCAACGCGGCCACUGGUCAGCCCAUGGUGGCCCAGCAACCAGGAACAGUCAUCGCCACCGUGCUCAAGUCCUCGAGUGGUGACGAGCUCCUCCAUGGCCUGCACGGCAUCAAGGAGGAGAUGCUGGACCCUUACUACCUGCAGUCGUGGGUUAAUGGAGACCCGUCCUUUGGGAUGGAGGCAGGGGAAGCAGAGCUCACCUACAGGACUGUGAUCAUUGGGGCGAAUCAAAGUCUUGGGCAGAGCCAGGGAGAGACUGGCAGCGAGUCUCCAGUGAACGGACACCUUGCCCAGGGAAGCAGCCCCAGCGAGGGCCUUACCCCUGUGGAGGAGCUGGAGGUGCGUGGGGAGAUGGCUCUGCAGCCAGAGCACAUGCUGGGGGUCAAGGGGCUCCAGGAGCUGCCGGAGAUCACCCUCCACCUCCCGUCCUCCUUCAUCCAGAUCAAGACAGAGCCCACGGAGGCCUAGUAGGCCUGGACUCUCCCACCAAAGCUGGACUAUUGGAAUCAACAUAAAAAAAGACUUCUUAACUAAGUUUCCUUUUCCUUAUCCGAAUGAUAAUCUGAUUUUGAAAAGCAAUGGAUUUUUGAAAUAUAGAGCGACAAACAGGCCAAAUGUUGGCUCCUGCAGGAUAUUUUUAUUUACUCACAGCUGUUCUGGUCACGAGCCUACAUUUGACCUUCAAGGGAUUGUUUUGUGAUGUGUUGGUGAAGGCUCCAUCGAUCCAAUAGAGCUCCACAGUGGAGGUGUUAUAAUACCCAUAAAACCUAGCUGUCAAACAGGGAAAUGGUUUGAACCGUUUUUGUACCAUCCAUUUUUAGAAACACUUAAAAUGAGGGUGGUUUCGUGUAGGCGUACUGUGGCGUUACAUUUGAUAACCAUGUAAAUCUCUCUUGGACAAGGUGACUUUUAUCAAUAUAUUCGGUUCUAUUUACUCUCAGACUUGAAAAUGCUAAUUAGCAUCAAAGUAGACAUCAUGCAAGACUACAAAUCCCUGCAAGCUCCUACACGUCAUCUCUAACUGACACUUUGCUAACAGGUAUUGUGUCAAUUUAAAACUUGCACAAGACAGUUCACAGAAUUAUCAAUUUAGAUACAUUUUGCCAAUUUAUUCAUUACUAAAUUUAGCUAACGUUAGAUACUUAAUCCAGAGAUUGUUACCUUUGCCUCGAUUCGGCAGUCUCGUCCAGAUCAUCAUGGAAUUUGUAGUUCUUUAUGAUAGCCACAUUAGAAGCUAAUUAGCAUGACAUUUUUAGGGGGCAAAUGCAGGCAAACAUAUUGAUAAAAGUCACCUUGUCAUAGAGAGAUUUACACAGUUAUCAAAACGUCACGCCAGGGUAAGCCUACACAAAACACAGCCCUUAUUUUAAGUAUCUAAAAUUCCCUAUGGGACAAAUGUAUGGUGGAAAAACGAUUGGAACCAUUUCCUUGUUUUUCCGCUAGCUUUUAUGGGUAUUAUGACUCAUACUGUGGUACUCUAUUGAGGUCCUAUCGAACUAUCUACCUACCUUGCUACUGUCAGUAGUCCCGCCCCCUUCCUAAACCCCGCCCCACCAGGAGAAUAGCCAUUGGAUAACCAGGAAUCUCCCCUACCACACGUGCCAGUUAGACUACUCCAUUCUCUACCUACCAGUACAUCUCAUCAGACUUGUGUCAAUUCUAACAGAGACAAAAACAGGAAACUAAAAACAGGAGAUGGGAACUCAUGUGGGAGAAUGCAAUGAAAUCAGACUUGUUGAGUAGAAAAUGUGUAAUUUUCUGCACGCCGUCUCCACUUUUUCUUUUUCUAAGGACGAUGAAUGGAAAUCUUUUCUGAAGAGUGCCUUAUACGGAAAGGUACACCGGUUCAAACUCUUGAUUGGUAAAGUCUGUGAGGAGAAUAAAUGACAGUUCAGAUUGUUUUGACGUUUCUGGAAUUUCUUCCAGAUUCCACCCUUAUUAUCACAUUGUUGAUUAGGUGUGCAUUCCCCUUCAUUACACAUGGCCUUACAGCAAUGUGUUACUAUGGAAAUGUGCAUUUUCCUGUCCCCUUGGACAAUCCAAUCACAAACCUGUUUGUAUAUAACUGCAGAAUUGAUGCAGGGAGAGAGAAAGAGAUGCGGAGGAAAAAUAAAACAUGUUUUACUAGCCUCCUAUCUCCCCAUUAAGGCAUUUAAUCUUGUUUAUAUAUAUAGUAUAUACUGAACAAAAAUAUAAACGCAACAUGCAACAAUUUCAUUGAUUUUACUCAGUUACAGUUCAUAUUAAAUAAAUAAAUUAGGCACUAAUCUAUGAAUUUCACAAGACUGGGAAUACAGAUAUGCAUCUGUUGGUCAAAGAUACCUUAAAAAAAUGGGCCUCACAAUGGGCCUCAGGAUCUUGUCACAGUAUUUUUGUGCAUUCAAAUUGCUAUCGAUAAAAUGCAAUCGUGUUCUGUGGUAUUUUAGAGUGACCUUUUAUUGUCCCCAGCACAAGGUGCACCUGUGUAAUGAUCAUGCUGUUUAAUCUGCUUCUUGAUAUGCCACACCUGUUAAGUGGAUGGAUUAUCUUGACAAAGGAGAAAUGCUCAGUAACAGGGAUGUAAGCAAAAUUGUGCACCGAAUUUGAGAGGAAUAAGCUUUUUGUGCCAAUGAAACAUUUCUGGGAUCUUUUAUUUCAGCUCAUGAAAAAUGGGACCAACAUGUUUUGAAUCUCAAUUAUAUAUAUAUAUAUAUAUAUAUAUUUAUUUUGUGAAUGUCUAAAUUCUUUAUUAUUUACAUAUGCAAAACCCGAGGGAAAAUAUACAAAGUAUAUGAAAUGAAAUAACAGGAUGUCAUUUUUUUCUUCCAAAAAGCUGAUAUUAAAAUUUUUAAGCAUUCCAUAUAAUCAGCGCAGUGUUGAUGAUGACAUUUUUUCUCUUUUGUACUCAAAGUGAUUUGCUCUGAAGCAAAUGAUCUUCUCUGUAGAUAUCACCUGGCCUGUGUCAUUUUUAAACAUUGUAUUGUAUGUGCUUUGGUUCUUCAUCCCCUUUAACAGUGGACAUACCUCUAGCUGGAGUGAACAGCAGACCAUCUGACGCACUCUAGCUCAGGACCUGAAGACAAACUUUACAGAGCAUCAGUCUUAUGUCAGAGUUCUCUGUGUCUGCAUUGACAAUCUGAAUGUUGUACAGUACAAAUGUGAUGCCAAGUUAUGACAAUCAAUGCUCUCUAGGGUUACAAAGAGGACCAAAAUUGUCUUUAGGGUUGAUAAUUGACUGCAUUGACAUCUGUGGGUGGGGUUGAUUGGAUUUUCUUGCUUACAGACGCUUACGUUGUAUAUACAACGCAAGUAUGUGCUGGCCAACAUUUUCUUUGUAAGCACUGUUGUAUGUGAGAUGUUGGGGGUAUGUCCACUCUGUCUGUCCGAUCAUUGUGCUUGAUUGUUUUCCUUUGUCUUGGGUUUUCCAUGGCUUCCUCCUAUGCUGAAACUAGAUUU
Molecule: messenger RNA, 5736 nt
Organism: Salvelinus fontinalis (brook trout)
Lineage: Eukaryota; Metazoa; Chordata; Actinopteri; Salmoniformes; Salmonidae
Product: ETS-related transcription factor Elf-4-like
Exons: 9
Coding region: 823-2769 (648 amino acids)
Biological process (GO): regulation of transcription by RNA polymerase II; cell differentiation
Cellular component (GO): nucleus
Molecular function (GO): DNA-binding transcription factor activity, RNA polymerase II-specific; sequence-specific DNA binding
Source: RefSeq, a predicted model, not a curated record